Microtus oregoni (creeping vole) is the source of this 933-nucleotide messenger RNA. Its product is annotated as olfactory receptor 8B3-like. Lineage: Eukaryota; Metazoa; Chordata; Mammalia; Rodentia; Cricetidae. Gene Ontology annotation, cellular component: membrane. Gene Ontology annotation, biological process: G protein-coupled receptor signaling pathway; sensory perception of smell. The record is from RefSeq and is a predicted model, not a curated record. The transcript has a single exon. Gene Ontology annotation, molecular function: odorant binding; olfactory receptor activity; G protein-coupled receptor activity. Bases 1 to 933 code for a protein of 310 amino acids.
AUGGACUCAGUAAAUGUCUCUCUGGUGACUGAAUUUAUUCUGAUAGGAUUAACAGAUCAGCCUGAACUCCAAAUGCCCUUGUUCUUUCUGUUCUUAGCAAUGUAUUUGUUCACUGCCUUGGGAAAUUUGUGUUUGAUAAUCCUGACCGUGCUGAACUCUCACCUCCACACUCCUAUGUACUUUUUUCUCUUUAACUUGUCCUUUAUAGACAUUUGCUACUGUUCUGUGUUCACUCCCCAAAUGCUGAUGAACUUCAUAUUAAGGGAGAAUGCCAUUUCUUAUGUGGAAUGUAUGAUUCAAGUAUACUUCUUUAUAUUCUUUGCUGUAUCUGAAUGCUAUGUGUUGACUUCAAUGGCCUAUGAUCGCUACAUGGCCAUCUGUAAUCCACUCUUGUAUAAUGUUGUCAUGUCUCCUAAAUUAUGUUUGAUACUUAUGUUUGGUUCCUAUUUUAUUGCAUUUUCUAAUGCUGUUGCUCACACUGUAUGCAUGCUGAAACUAAGAUUCUGUGAUGCCCACACCAUCAACCACUACUUCUGUGAUAUUCCUCCUUUGCUCCAACUCUCUUGCACGAGCACAUAUUCGAAUGAGUUCGUAAUUCUUGUUGCUGGGAGCAUCAACAUUAUUAUUCCUACUUCAACUCUCUUUAUCUCCUAUGGUUUCAUUCUUUCCAGCAUCAUCCACAUCCGUUCUUCUGAGGGCAGGUCCAAAGCCUUCAGCACCUGCAGCUCCCACGUUCUUGCUGUUUCUUUGUUCUUUGUUUCAGGUGCACUUGAAUAUUUCAAACCCUCCUCAGCAGGGUCUAAGAAUGAAGGAAAAAUCUCUUCUGUCUUUUACACCAAUGUAGUUCCCAUGAUGAACCCAUUAAUCUACAGCUUGAGGAACAAAGAUAUUAAAGUCGCCCUGAUGAAAAGCCUGAGCCGCGGUAACUUUUGA